This is a messenger RNA of Centruroides sculpturatus (bark scorpion), 316 nucleotides long. RefSeq names its product glycine-rich selenoprotein-like. The transcript is spliced from 4 exons. Lineage: Eukaryota; Metazoa; Arthropoda; Arachnida; Scorpiones; Buthidae. The annotation marks the transcript as partial. The record is from RefSeq and is a predicted model, not a curated record. Gene Ontology annotation, cellular component: Golgi apparatus; endoplasmic reticulum membrane. Gene Ontology annotation, biological process: endoplasmic reticulum calcium ion homeostasis; calcium ion transport.
UAAACGUCAUCGUUCGCCAUUUUUGUGAUUUUCACUUCGGUAGUGAGGUGCGAUCAUUUGUUUGCCUUGUCGAAAUGCCUUAUGUAAACGAACGUGGUAUGGUAUCAGGUUCUCAGUCUUCAUGGGGACUAUCAAAGUUAACGUAUUGGUUUUGGGAGAUAUGUAACAUUGGAUAUCUUUUCUUGAGAACAUUAAUAGAGCCAGCAAUUCAGCAAGGAUCUAGCAGUUGGAGAAGUUCUGGUGGUGGUCGAAGUGGAGGAGGAGGAUUUGGUGGUGGUGGCGGCGGCGGUGGAAGAGGCGGCGGAGGUUUUGAUAG